Messenger RNA from Akanthomyces muscarius, 1653 nucleotides. RefSeq lists its product as uncharacterized. The coding region runs from base 1 to 1653 and encodes 550 amino acids. Gene Ontology annotation, molecular function: iron ion binding; monooxygenase activity; oxidoreductase activity, acting on paired donors, with incorporation or reduction of molecular oxygen. Lineage: Eukaryota; Fungi; Ascomycota; Sordariomycetes; Hypocreales; Cordycipitaceae. The transcript is spliced from 3 exons. The record is from RefSeq and is a predicted model, not a curated record.
AUGUCUACGAAACAAUUUUAUCUUCUUGGCGAAGACAUCACCACAGCUCGCGAUAUCGAGCUACCAGAGUCAACUGAUUUUGAAGAACUCCAACAUCACAUUGCCGCCCAUUAUAGCAUAGUUGAUCCCAAAGGGGUUGGCUUCUUAUAUGACCAGCGCAGACUGACAGCUGUUGCGGACAUUGUCGCCAAAGAUGGCCCUGUGGCUGUCACUAUUGAUGGCAAGGCCGUGCGUGAGGUGCCCUCACCAGCUGGCAUUCCGUAUUUUGGAAACUAUCUAGAAAUCUACCCAGAUCAUCUGGGUAACCACCAAAGACUAUUUGAGAAGCUCGGUCCUUUGUUUUCCACAAGCAACAUGGGAAGCCGGGUCUACCAAACAAACGACCCUAAGCUCGCCACAAUCUUCUUCAGCGAGAGCGACUUCUUCAGCAAGCACAUCAUUCCCGGUCAUCCUCUCUUUCCGAUCAAGUCUCGCGAAGCAGGUGUGUUUUUGGGUGAUACGGAUACUGAGGAAUGGAAACUUGCACACAAGUUCCUGCCUCCUGCACUGGGACCCAAGGCUGUCCGCCACUACGCACCCACUAUGCAAAAGAGCGUCGAGGAGGCUUUCAAGGUGUUCGACGAGCUGGAUGAGAGAGGUGAGGCUUGGAAUGUCUACCAGUACAUGCUGAAGCUUGGCUCUCAGGCUGUCGGGAAGUUGGUACUCGGCAUGGACUUUAAGCACUUUACUGGUGUGGAUGCGCCGCUGCACGAAAUGGUCAUGAAGAUUGCCGAGAACCUGGAGCUCAACAAAAGGGUGUCGACGAUGGGUGCGUGGUACGCCAACAUGCCGUUUGGCGACCCCAAGAAGCUCCGUCAAACAAAGGCGCGCAUUGAGGAAAUGUUGCUGGAGUCUAUUGCGCAGGCUUCCAGGGGCGAAGAGGAUCUUGAGCUCCAGGACGCAGCCUUGAAGGCUGAAAACGUUGUCGAUUAUUUUCUCCGCGCACAGGACAGCAAGGGCAACAAGCUUCCACCUGCACAGUUUGCGCCAGCACUCGUCGUGGCCACCGGCGCCGGAUUCACAACCACUUCCUCCCUGCUGUCGUGGCUCCUCUACAGCCUGGUCCAGUACGAAGGCACCCAGGAGCGCCUGCUGCAGGAGCUCAUCGACAAUGACUGGGACGAGGACACGCAAGUUACUGCCGACCUGACCAACAAGCUCACAUACCUCGAUAAGUUCAUCAAGGAGACACAGCGUCGCCACAACCCGUCGUACCAGCCUGGGCGCACGUCCAAGAAGGACAUGAUCCUGCCGGGCGGCUACAGGCUGCCCAAGGACUCGGUCGUUAUUCCGGCACUGCACCACAUCCACAACAAUGGCAAGAUCUGGGAGAACCCCAACCGGUUCGAUGUCGACCGCUGGGACACGGACAAGGUCAAGGGGCGGCCGCAGGGCGCGUACACGCCGUUUGCGCAGGGUCCCCGCAUGUGCGUCGGCUUCAACUUUGCGCUGCAGGAGAUUAAAGUCUUCCUGCCCAAGCUUGUGUACCGCUACAAGUUUACACUGGCACAGGAUGGGCCGAUCGAGUAUGAUCCCUACUUCCAGCUCAUCCGGCCAAACAACUUGUACGUGCGGGCGGAGAAGAGAGUCAAGUGGCCUCCCAGGUCAGAGUAG